This is a messenger RNA of Closterium sp. NIES-65, 1365 nucleotides long. Lineage: Eukaryota; Viridiplantae; Streptophyta; Zygnematophyceae; Desmidiales; Closteriaceae. The record is from the annotation of a GenBank genome assembly.
AUGACCGUGCUCGGUCAUCACACUCUGGCCCGCGAGUGCACGAUCAGAAACCUGCAGCUUCCAGACAUGAUGAUGUGGAAGCUCGGCGCAAAAUCCGAGACCGAUCCAGUGAGGAACGCGUUCAUGUUUGUCUGCGCGUGCAGGACGGGCAAGACAAACAAGGACUUUUCGCUCAACUACAUAUCUGCUGUGAGGCACAUAGAUAGGACGCUGUGCGCGGUCGGAGCCACGCUACUGUGGCUGCACUGGGUGUACGACUUGGUUCCCAUCCUCUACAAGGACAUAGCCCCCCCUCUCGACUUCACGGAACCCUCGACGUGGUACGAUCAAUACCUAUUCUUCCCCCUUCGUGCGGGCACCGAGAAGCAAAUACCGCCCACGACUCAUCACGACUGGGUGGCGAAGAUUCUCCAGGACGCGGGAAUCACAUGCUCACGUGCGGUACACGCGACUAGGGCUGGGGGGGCGCAGCAUGCGUCCGCGGACGGAAUGCCUUCGGAUCAGCUCGCGAGGCUGGGUGGUUGGCGCUUCAUCAACGUGAUGACUAAGCACUACCUCACAACCAUUCAGAGGGAGGCUGUGCUGCUGAAGGCAGGCUUCACCGGGGUUGACGUUGACUACUUCCUUGGUCGCGCAACUGUGCCAGUGAGCCCGGAGCCGGAGAAGCUACUGAGGAAGCACAUUUUUCCCUGGGCCGCCCCGGACAAAGGACAGAAACAGUGCAAGGAUUGCAACCGCAAGAUGGUCAAAGAGCAGAAGCUGGAGAAGCAGGACACCGCAGGGCUAAACAUACUGAAGGAGCUGGAUGGGGACGCUAGGAUGGCGAUCGUGCAAGACCUGGCAAUGUAUUACAUCCACCAGCUGCGACACCUGUACGUGGUCAACAACCCGCUCUGCCAGACGGAGGAAUUUGCGUCGUGGGCUGCAGAUGUCUCCUUGGCAAAUCAACUAGCCAUAAAGGUGAGUACCAGAAUGGGCGCGCAGAACCAAGUGAUCGUCCUCACUGAGUACCUGACUCGUUCACAAGCGGACAACACCAGACUGGGCCUAGAGUUGGUCGCGACUCAUAAACGGGUGAAAGAGCUGGAGGGACUGCUGGAGGAUCGCGAUCGGAAGCUGGCCACGAAGGACGAGCGCGUGAAUGAUUUGGAGGCCCAGCUGUCGCGUCUCACCGUGAGCAGCUCUGGGCCGACCGCGGAUCCGAGUCUGGCAGACACUCCUUGUGCCGCGGCCGAGCCUGCUAAGGCCACAACUCCCACCGACCAGGGAACGAGGAAGAAACCCGCACAGCCCAUGAGGGAAGAGACGAUUCGGGACGCGAUCGUCCUCCCAUGGGUCAACGCGGCAAAACCGUCGGACGGCUGA